Phragmites australis (common reed) is the source of this 1041-nucleotide messenger RNA. RefSeq names its product proteasome subunit alpha type-4-2-like. The record is from RefSeq and is a predicted model, not a curated record. NCBI's taxonomy places the organism in Eukaryota, Viridiplantae, Streptophyta, Magnoliopsida, Poales, Poaceae. Gene Ontology annotation, cellular component: proteasome core complex, alpha-subunit complex; cytosol; proteasome core complex. Gene Ontology annotation, biological process: ubiquitin-dependent protein catabolic process. Bases 103 to 855 code for a protein of 250 amino acids. The transcript has a single exon.
ACAAGUAGGUCUCUCGUUAACCUCUCCCGAGUCGCCUCCCCACUCCCGCGAAUCCCCAAUCUUACCAAGCACAAGCCCCAAUCACUCGCCGCCGCCGCCGCGAUGUCUCGCCGCUACGACAGCCGCACGACGAUCUUCUCGCCGGAGGGUCGGCUGUACCAGGUGGAGUACGCGAUGGAGGCGAUCGGCAACGCCGGCUCCGCGCUCGGCGUCCUGGCCGCCGACGGCGUGGUCCUCGUCGGCGAGAAGAAGGUCACCUCCAAGCUCCUCCAGACCUCCCGCUCCGCCGAGAAGAUGUACAAGAUCGACUCCCACCUCGCCUGCGCCGUCGCCGGGAUCAUGUCCGACGCCAACAUCCUCACCAACACCGCCCGCCUCCACGCCCAGCGCUACGCCCUCGCCUACCAGGAGCCGAUCCCCGUCGAGCAGCUCGUCCAGUCCCUCUGCGACACCAAGCAGGGGUACACCCAGUUCGGAGGCCUCCGCCCCUUCGGCGUCUCCUUCCUCUUCGCCGGAUGGGACAAGCACCACGGAUUCCAGCUCUACAUGAGCGACCCAUCCGGCAACUACGGCGGUUGGAAGGCGGCCGCCGUCGGCGCCAACAGCCAGGCCGCGCAGUCCAUGCUCAAGCAGGACUACCGCGAUGGCCUGACCCGCGAGGAGGCCGUCGCCCUCGCGCUCAAGGUCCUCAGCAAGACCAUGGACUCCACCAGCUUGACUGCCGAGAAGCUGGAGCUGGCCGAGGUGUUCCUGCAGCCCGGCACUGGGGAGGUGCAGUAUCAGGUGUGCUCCCCUGAGGCGCUGGGGAAGCUCCUUGCCAAGGCCGGGCUUACGCAGCCCGCACCCGAGGCAUGAUGUGCUGGUUUGAUGUGGCUUGCGAUGCCUACACCUCUUAGAUAUGGUUUAUGCAGUUAUGCUUCUGUUAUCUGAAUUAAAAUAUUCGACAAUUAUGCCUUCUAAUUUUCUGUUGAGCAUGCUUGAUUGGUUAAUGUUUCAUCUGUAACAGUGGAUUGCCUUGAAAUUGUUGGAAAUUGUGGUUUC